UUUCCGCUUAGUCUCAAUUAGGAAAUGCGCGCGAUAUCUUUAGUCGAUCGUUUAGAGUUCGAUUUUAGCGGAAAUAUUCUUAGGAAGGGCCUAACUUUGGGCGACGUCGAUAAUGACGGCGUGUCCGAGCUCGUUGUGGGCGGCGAGACCGGAAACGUCUCGGUUUUCAAGGGGGCGAAAAAGUACGCGAUGCUAACCGGACUGAGUUUCGUCAGUUGCGUGUGCGUCGGUGACAUUUUUAACGUUGGCAAGAACUGUCUUGUGGUUAUAACGGCCGACGGUUGGUGCUACGUUUAUUGCGUGUUGGUCACGUAUGUGUCGGUAGAGUGCGAGGCGGAUGACGAGGGGAGCGACCAAGUCGACGGGCAGAUCUUUUCUAGCGAGAGUGUCGAAAGUGAGAGGAGCAAUGAUUCGGCCGUUCAUAGUGCGCAAGAGAAGGAGAGGGUCGAGCUUAAGCGGUUGCACUCGCAACGUAUUCCUGCCAAUACCAAGGACGUUCUCUUAGCCGAUAUUAACGGGGACGGGUUACUGGAGUUGGUCGUCGGAUUAACGGAUAGAGUGGUCAGAUCCUACCGCUGGGUUGCGGACGAGAAUAGCGCGGCGGACGGAUUUGACAAUGUUUCCGGUAAAUUGGUCUGUUUAAAUAAAUGGGAAUGUGCCAAACAGAUCGGAUCUAUCACUUUGCAUCAUUCGCCAGAGGGCGUUCCUUCUCUCCUAGUGGCUCAGCCGGGUGGUACGUUUAUGAGGAUUGUCUGUCAUUUGGAGGACAGUUCUCAAUCCUUGGAAAACACGGGCGAACACUCGGAUUCUGGCAGCUCACGCACGGAAAGUCUCGUGGGAUCGAGGAUCGAUUAUCAAUUUUUGGGCAUCUCGAGAGCCCGCAACCAGAAUAUCUCCACGGAGAUCGUGGGCGAUCUAAUCCAAAGAAGAUCGCCGGAAAGCACGAAGAAAGGACGGCCGUAUUCCGUUGCUACUCUUGACGGCACCAUAAUGCUGGUACACGACGAUAUUAUUACAUGGUCAAUCGCAGUCGAUCACCAAAUCUUUUCCUUACACAAAAUGGACGUAACCGGAGACGGAUGCGACAACAUCAUCGCCUGCUCCUGGGACGGACAGACUUACAUACUGGAUCAGGAUAAAAACGUUGUCAAAUUUCAGUUGGAAGAGUCCGUGCAGUCGUUCGACUGUGGCUACUACAAUUUGCACGGCGGCGUUAAUUCGACGUGUUUCGUGUAUGCCACAUUUCAUAACAAAAUUUACCUCUACUACGAUAUACCUUUAACGAAAAUGACCUGUAAGCGAUUCGAACCUGAUUUGUCGAUAUUAAAGGACUUAGUUAAUGCGGAGGAUCUCGACCAAAAAUCUAAGAACGAAUUAGUUGAAUAUUUACUUUAUGGCGUUAAGAAUGUGUAGAUAAUUUUUAUACAAUAAAUUUUUAUAGCGGC
Messenger RNA from Photinus pyralis (common eastern firefly), 1445 nucleotides. RefSeq names its product KICSTOR complex protein ITFG2-like. Lineage: Eukaryota; Metazoa; Arthropoda; Insecta; Coleoptera; Lampyridae. Gene Ontology annotation, biological process: regulation of TOR signaling. The record is from RefSeq and is a predicted model, not a curated record. Gene Ontology annotation, cellular component: KICSTOR complex. The transcript is spliced from 6 exons. Bases 25 to 1413 code for a protein of 462 amino acids.